Molecule: messenger RNA, 2628 nt
Organism: Hirsutella rhossiliensis
Lineage: Eukaryota; Fungi; Ascomycota; Sordariomycetes; Hypocreales; Ophiocordycipitaceae
Exons: 5
Coding region: 1-2628 (875 amino acids)
Source: RefSeq, a predicted model, not a curated record
AUGGCGCACGCAACCGCCCCCGAGCCAAAUGGCGCCAUGACCCCGGACAGCGACUCCAACGACCAGCUCGCCGUCCCCAGCAAGCGGAAACGUGACUCCGGAGACGAGCCGCCCGCCGAGGCCAAGCAUCAGGUCGAGCAGAAGCCCACUGCACCCCGCCGGUGGCCUGCAGGCAACCAAAGGGACUUGAUCAAGUCGUAUUUUGACGUUUUGACAAGCCUCGAUGUCGAACACUCCAUCCUCAAACGCCCGCUGUCCGAAGCGUCGCCCGAUCUUGAGCCCGAUGCGAAACGGCAAAAGUCGUCGGAGCCGCCUUCGCGUUCCAGCGUCUCGGACAAGGUGGUGGCCGGCGAGUACGCAGACAUGGAGGACAUGGCCAAUGAUGUCCUCUCCGCCGUCAAGGCCGCGCUGUCCGACUUGGACUCCAAGCCAUCCGAGGACGCCGACAAGACGAUGACCGCCAAGGCGGCGCUUCGGAUACGUGACUUCAAGAACAAGGCCAUGCAGAUUCUUAAUCGUGAAAAGGCAUACCCCAACGUGGCAGCCGCGCAUUCAUCGGGCGACGCGGCCGCUGAAGCUGCCUCGGACGCCGGCGAGACGGUGCUCUCCGUCGUUGGCUACGCGCCACAGGAGAGGCGUCUGUUUUCGAGCCUUCCCCUUGCCCGCGGCACCGACCUUUUCAAGCUCACCCUGCCUCCGGGCGUUUCCAUCUCCCGAGUCGCGCCCUCGACGCCUCGGGAGAUGACGCAAACUCUCGGCGAGCUGUUUGCGCCGCCUCGGUCGCUGCCGCCGCUACAGCCCCCGAAGCAGCCCAAGACCCAGGCCAAGGGCAACAUUUUGGACUUUUAUCAUCCGGAACUCACCGACACUUCCAAGUACCGGACCAACUGCUACUACACCACGAAGCUCACGGCCGGCCACUAUCUCGACUACAGUAAUGCGACUCCAUCGUCCCAAACAAAAACGAAGCAGCGUGAACGGGCCCAGAGCCUGGCGGGCAAGAAGCCGUCUGCGUCGGAGCUGGAGAUGACGGAGAUGGAGGCCCUGUUCCGAGGCGCCUUUUCCAGCUUUGCACCGUGUAAGGACGACGCUGCUGCCGUGGUUCCGUCCAGCGUCGCCGGGCGAAUGUGGUGGCAAAAGUCUGGCCAGCGCAGCUUCCAACGGUUGAUUGAGAUUGAAUGCUACGGCGACGUCGACGAUGCCGACGCGCAAAGUACAAAACUGGCUGAACUGGAUGAGGCGGCCGUCCAAGAGGCCAUCGACAACUGGGAUGAAUCUGUCGUCGAUCCCACCCUCGAAGACGUCAUGGGCAGCGGACGGGACGAAGGCGAGAAGGAGGCCGAUGAAAUCCUCGACGAAGUGAGCGACAUGAUCGAGACGCUCGCCUCGUACCAGCGCAUCCGAAAUCUCACGCUUCCCAACUCUCAAAACCGCCAGUCGAGCGACCCGGUGACGGGAGACAUGCUCGCUACCGCUGGUCCCCAGCCGUCCGAAGAAGAGCAUGCGACCUACCAAAUGCUCAAGGCGCAGUUGGCGCUCAUCAUCAAGACGCUGCCGCCGUAUGCGGUGGCCAAGCUGAACGGCGACCAGCUGGACGAUCUCUUGAUCAGCACCAGGGUCCAGGUCCAGACCGACCAGUACCGGGGCGUCAUGGAAGAAGACGAUGUCGGUCUUCAAGCCCGGUUGCGAGCCCAGCAGCAGGCUCAGCAGGCUCAGCAAGCUCAUCAGCGCACCCCAAGCAUCUCGACGCCUUACGGGACCAAGUACCAGGCGCCGAACCACCCUGCGCCCAACUAUCAACAGCCGCGGAACAUACCCCCCUCUGCCCAUCAAGCUCGGCCCCCGCAGCCGAACCAGUACACCCGUCCCAACGGCUACCCGAACCAGUACGCCACCCAGCUGGCCAAGGCGCAGACGCCCUACGGACAUCAAAACAUGCCCCUGUAUGCAGGUCAACAGCGGCCAGGCUACGCGCAAAUGCCUCUGCAGCCGCAACAGCAGCCUCUGCAGCAGCAGCCGGCGCCGGCGCCGCCCCAGCAUCAGCUUCCGCCUCAGCAACCGAUCCAGCCCCAACAGGGCAACCCAAACGCGCGCUAUGCUUUCCCUCAAGGCUAUCCGCAACAGCAAGGAACCCCUGGUCAACCCAACUAUGGGGCAGCCUACACCAACGGCUCGGGCGCGCCACCUAGGACCAUGUCUCCCCAAGUCCCCCAGAGACCACCGUACAGCCCCUCGCCUAACUUGCAGCAGAAUCAGCGAUUCCCCAGCCAAGGGAAUGCGCCGAUGAACAGGUACCCGGGCAGUGCCGCGGGCCAGCCUGGAUCGAACCAGAACCCGGGCCUGACGGGAUAUCACACCGUGAUCCCCGAAGCCCAGCAGCAGCGGAUACUUGACCAGGCCAAGGCCCGCGUGGCGGCUCAAGAACGCACCGCCAUGUUUGCGGAUAAGAUUGCCCAGCCAGGAGCCUCUCCCGGCAUGGGCUAUGGCACCCCAGGGGUCGGCCAGCGGCAGGGGUCGAAUGGGACGCCAGGGGCAGCGUUUGUGCCGCCGCAAAAGGUGACUCCAGUUCCCGUCCCCGUUAUCCCCGGAGCAGGGCAGCAACAGCAGCAACGAAAGUCUGAUGCGUGA